GUAAAUCAUACAGUAAUAUUUUUGAAGCAGAUGAAAAUGGAGAGGAUAAAAUUUAGACGAACUAACAUUUUUUAACUAAAAUUGCAGCUUUUGUAGUUGAAUAUAUUUUUUGAUAAAUUUCAAAUAAUAUUGUAUUACACAAUUAUGGAUAAUCCUAGAACAAGUAUUGAUAGAGACUAUUCACUACGCCGUAAAAAAAUAGAUGCUGUACAAGAUAUUGCGAGCGAAAUCAGGUCCAAAAAGAGCUCUUGUCCAGCUCCCGAUGAGUUACUGCUGAAUUACGUUCUGCAAAAUAAAAAAAUAUAUUUGGAGAUGUUAUUCAACGCGAAUCUCUUGAAACGUAGAUAUUAUCAUCCAAUCCAAUAUACAUAUUAUGUCGACAUACUUUCAAUGGCAUGUGUGAUGGAUGAAGUAAAAGAACACACAGUGGAGUGUUUAAUAAAAUUGGGAGCAGAUAUACGAUGUCGAGAUGUAGAUAAUUGGGAGCCACUUCAUUAUGCUGCCCUAAGAACUGACUGCUCCGUACUAAAAGUUAUUACAGACGAACUAAAAAACAGGAGCUUUCAUUUAAAUGAAGUUUUAGCAGCCAAUAGGAAUGCUUUUGAUAUACUUAUGAGGUAUGGAAAUAAAUAUUCCGUAGACUUUGUCGAUUGUGCUAAACUUUUAAUAGAUGAAGGAAUAAAUGUAAAUUUGGAAGAAUAUAAAAAGAUAUUUACCAGUGAUGGGGCAAAUACGAAAAAGUUUACUGAUAUUCAAGAGUACUAUGACCAAAUUACUAGAGGCAAUAAUAUCCCAACCUAUAUUAAAUCACAACAAGAAAGUGACUUAAAGGAUUUAUUGUUCGAACUUGUAAGAAAAACAGACGAAGAUGAGUUUCUGAACUCGUUUAUGAAUUGUGGCAGUGCAAUUAUUUCUGACUUGGCUAAUAGUGAUAACGGGGAGAUGACUCUUCUACAAUUUGCGUGUAAAAAUGGUACUAAACGGAUAGUAGAGUAUUUACUCGAGGUAAAAGCAGAUAAAAACAAAACCACGACUAAGAAAAAAGAGACUCCUAUAGAAAUUGCAGCUAAAAAUUACGACCAUGAAAUAUUUCAGAUUCUCAUUAAAAAAUAUGAAGAAGACGAAAUAAUUCCAAAAUAUCUCAUUUCAGAAUUCUUAGUAAAAUUGUUACAAUAUUACGAUAGUCCACUAACUAAGUGGAAAACGAGCUGUGGUCUAUUGCUAUGGAAACUAAAAGACAAUACAAACAGUUACGAUUUAAAUAAAAAAACUGAAUGGAAUGGUUAUACUCCACUACAUUAUGCUGCGCGUUUUGCUGACACAGAUACUGUCAUAGACCUUGUAGAAAUGGGUGCUUCUUUAGACUGUAGAAACGUAUCUGGAUUUAUGCCUGUUCAAUACUUGGAUCCCGAACAAUUAGAAGCAGUUCUGGAUAGCUGUGUUGAAGGUGAUAGAUGCGAAAGGAAGGUUAAAGAAUUCGAAGUAUAUAUUAAGUUUCGUACUUUACUUCCAAGAAAAUUGGAAACUGGUAACAAUAAUAUCGAUCAUCCUUCAAUAUCGGUGAAAACUAAUAACGAUGUAGAGAUGCAAGACCUACAUAAUAAGAGUGACACAACUCCAGAGUCUACCAAUUUACUUAACCGUAGUACCAGUAAGCACAGUAAUACUAUUUAUGAAACAGAUCUUGUAUUCUACAUGAGCGAAGUACCAGAGUUCAAGCAUUUACUUAAACACCCUGUGGUAGUAAGUUUCUUGUAUAUGAAGUGGCACAGUACAAGAUGGUUGUUUUGGACAAAUCUUGCAUUUUAUUUAACUUUUUGUGCAUUUUUAGUCAUCAAUGUAUUUCUUAAUACAUCAAUUUUUCGCUAUACUAUACUAUGGGUAUAUUAUUAAUUA
This is a messenger RNA of Diabrotica virgifera virgifera (western corn rootworm), 1896 nucleotides long. RefSeq lists its product as uncharacterized. The record is from RefSeq and is a predicted model, not a curated record. NCBI's taxonomy places the organism in Eukaryota, Metazoa, Arthropoda, Insecta, Coleoptera, Chrysomelidae. The transcript has 3 exons. Gene Ontology annotation, molecular function: protein binding. The coding region runs from base 145 to 1893 and encodes 582 amino acids.